AUACGAUUUUUGGAUUUUCUUGCCAACUGUUCCGUAGAUUUCACAUAGUAUAGCCAUAGAUACCUCGACAUAAAAACCCUUCUUAAUGACCACAAAACCAUACAGAUAUUAUAUGUUAACGAAGAUAAUUAAGUUCAAUUAAGACUGAAAACAGAACCGACACUUAAAGGUAAUCUUUUUUUGUGAGUAGAACAGAAGGAAAACGGAUUUGAAAAUUGGGCAAUGUGAGAUCAUCGCAACGACAAAACUCCUUAAAUGAAAAUACUUUUCCUCAAAAACCUCAUUUCUUUCUGAAAAUUGUACCCGUGUGUGACAGCUAAGAGUAAAACGCAAAAACACAGAAAAGAAACGGAAAGGGAAUUAAAAUAUGGAUAGUGUUUGGUUAUUGCUGUUAACUUUUACAUUGGGRCACGUAUCAUGUAAAGAUAACAGUGUUGUAACKGAGAGUAGUUACAUGGAUCGUACAGAAAUUGUUAAUGCCACGAUGUUGACCGAGCGAAUGUUGCAUCCAAGAUUCUAUGAUAGUAAAGCAAGACCUAAUGCUGGAAAGAAACCAGUCGACGUUUAUCUCAGCAUUGGUGUCCAGGCYUUCACGAGCAUCAAAGAGACAAACAUGGAAUUCACAACUUCAAUGUUCCUUCGACAAGAAUGGACCGAUAUCAGGUUAGCUCAUGGAAUGGAUGGCACCAUAUCACUUGGGGGCAAGGACGUAGACAGGAUAUGGCGCCCUGAUACGUACAUCAACAACAACAAUGAUUAUGAGCUACAUCAAGAAAAUCAGCUUGCUCUCAUCUCCAAAUAUGGCGAAGUYUACUUCAGCGCAAGGAUGUUGGUGAGAGCGUCWUGUCAAAUGUAUCUACAAAACUUCCCGAUGGACGUACAGAAGUGUUCUCUGAUCUUAGAGAGCUUCGUUUAUACAAACAAUCACGUAGCAUUUCACUGGAAAGGACGUAAUCCAAUCAAAAUCUUUAACAAGGAACUUGCUGAAUUUGAUAUGGAUAAAUGGGAGAUUGAAGAGAUCGACCAAAAUUAUGUUGCAGGUCCUUACAGAAACCUAAAAGUGUCCUUCACAUUUCGACGUCGCCUUGGGUUUUACGUCAUCAACUUUUACGUCCCGUGCGUUGUCAUGGUGAUAAUGAGUUGGAUAGUGUUCUGGAUGGACUGUAAUUCUAUUGGUGAACGAAUUUCACUUGGAAUCACGACCAUCUUGACUAUUGUCUUCCUACUUGGUUCCAGUAAUUCGACCAUGCCGCGCGUCAGUUAUCCGAAGAUGAUAGACUGGUAUCUAAUGGGAUCRUUUCUCUUUGUUUUUACUACCCUGAUCACGUGUCUUCUGAUCUUCAUGCUUAAUCAAAUGACGAGAAAGGACMGRGUAACGCUGCCAUUAGACAAAGAAGCGCAGAAUCGUCCUUCAACACCAAAUUCAAUGGAGUCACCAACAACAACACCAGAAGACCUGGACAUGAGGAAUCACAUCUCGCACUACGUGGCUGACUCGCAGGGCGCUGUCUACCCGAUCAUGCGCAGCCGUAUCCACCAUAGGAAGGGAAAGCUUGUGAUGAAUCGCAGUUUAAGCAGAAGCCUUUGCGGKAUUCCUGCCAACGUCACAAAGGCCGACUUUGGGAUUAUUGUCAACAGAAUGUGUCGAUUACUGUUCCCAUUCGCUUUCUCUGUGUUCAAUGCGGUCUACUGGACCGUGAUAGCCUCGUGAACGACCAUCAUAGGUAUUGAUCAACCAAUGAUUGAUAAACACGUAUUGCCCUCUGAUUGGCUCUCUUAGGCAUCUUGCUGCUGAUUGGUUCGCGUCAUGUCUGAUACCCUUUGGCCAUCCAAGGAAAGGCUCUGGAUAAUGCUCUUUACUCCGACGAAGGAUUAACAUCCGAAACGUCAGUAAGUUUUUCCACAUACUUUUUUACGGUGUUAAAUUUAUCUUUUCACAUAUCUGGAUAAUCAACUCUUUGAUGAACUCAUGGGCCAUACUAGAUUCUCAAAAACUGGGCUGACACUUGACGUUUUAGAUACACUUGUAUCCUUCCUGGCCGUCAAGCUAAUAGAGAUUUUURUUUCUUGGCUGAAAGGCAAGGAAAGGUUUCUUGUAGACUGCGACUCUGAAGCUUGUGAAUGUGGGACGAAAGCUUCAACAAAUAUAUCUCUUAAACGUUGAAGCUUAAAGUCGAAAUAACUCAAGUAUCUUUUCAAAACAUGGCGUACUAGCAAUGAAUCAUAAAGUAGUGGUUUCCAAAAAAAAACGAAAGAUGCCUAAUUAGAAAGGUUGAACUCCAAAACAAAAAUAUAGUUGUAAAUUUGUAGAUUUAAAUCACGAGUGAUAGUCACAUUGUAUAAGAUAAUGAUACUAUUGAAGUAUUUGUAGUUUCAAAUGUAGUUGAGGUUCACAUUACUCAUUGAUAACUAGUAAAGGCGCACCAUGAAAACGAAAGACUUUCAAGUACAACGAAGGACUAACAGGGGGAUUCAGGGGGUGUUUAUUGGUGCACCAUCAACCCUUAUAAAUAUUACAUCAUGUUGAGCCAAUAUCAUUCUGAUGACAAGUAACAUUAAAAAGUGGCAUGUUGCAUGUAUUUUAUCUAAAGAAAAACAGAUCACUGACUGGCUAAGAUCCAAGAUCCCCCAAUGACCAAUGUACAAAAACGUCAGAGUACGUCUUCUCUAUUUUAGAAUGUAAAAAAGUUAUUUACCAAAAGAAAUCUAUAACUAAUAAUAAACUGCAAAAUGUUGAUGAUAGUAUUCAGCA
Messenger RNA from Exaiptasia diaphana, 2752 nucleotides. RefSeq names its product gamma-aminobutyric acid receptor alpha-like. Bases 368 to 1711 code for a protein of 447 amino acids. Gene Ontology annotation, biological process: chemical synaptic transmission; regulation of membrane potential; nervous system process. The record is from RefSeq and is a predicted model, not a curated record. Gene Ontology annotation, molecular function: transmembrane signaling receptor activity; chloride channel activity; extracellular ligand-gated monoatomic ion channel activity. The transcript has 9 exons. Gene Ontology annotation, cellular component: synapse; neuron projection; membrane. Lineage: Eukaryota; Metazoa; Cnidaria; Anthozoa; Actiniaria; Aiptasiidae.